Messenger RNA from Engraulis encrasicolus (European anchovy), 859 nucleotides. RefSeq names its product histone H3. Gene Ontology annotation, cellular component: nucleosome. The transcript has a single exon. NCBI's taxonomy places the organism in Eukaryota, Metazoa, Chordata, Actinopteri, Clupeiformes, Engraulidae. Gene Ontology annotation, molecular function: structural constituent of chromatin; protein heterodimerization activity; DNA binding. The coding region runs from base 366 to 776 and encodes 136 amino acids. The record is from RefSeq and is a predicted model, not a curated record.
AUAGCGUAGCUUGAAAGGACACGUGUUGUUCACAUGUAGGACAGAGGUGAAAAGUAAUUGUUAACUGUUUUAACACCGGUAAAUAAAUGGUAUUGGUCGAGCAGUGAGUAUGCCUACACUGUGCAUGUGGGAUAGUUAGAGAUGAAAAGUGCUUGUUGACUACUUUAACACUAUUGAAUAGAACUAACAUUGCACUGUCGGUGGGGCGGUGCUCUAUGCUUUACAUUUUAAGCGCCAUUGAGAUGAAGUCCAAUCAGAGGGAACUGGUGAGGAAACGUCAUUGGAGGCAAGUCUCGGAUGUAGCGCUUAAAUAGCAUGCGCUUCUCGUUCAUCUUCAUGUUCGUUCCUUCCAACGAAGCUCAGCAAUGGCAAGAACCAAGCAAACCGCUCGCAAGUCCACCGGAGGCAAAGCCCCGAGGAAGCAGCUCGCCACCAAGGCAGCGCGUAAAAGCGCACCAGCUACCGGUGGCGUGAAGAAGCCUCACCGCUACAGGCCAGGAACGGUGGCUCUGAGAGAGAUCCGUCGCUACCAGAAAUCCACUGAGCUGCUGAUCCGCAAGCUGCCCUUCCAGCGUCUGGUCAGGGAAAUCGCUCAGGAUUUCAAGACCGACCUGCGCUUCCAGAGCUCUGCUGUCAUGGCUCUGCAGGAGGCUAGCGAGGCUUACCUGGUUGGUCUGUUCGAGGACACCAACCUGUGCGCCAUCCACGCCAAGAGAGUGACCAUCAUGCCCAAGGACAUCCAGCUGGCUCGUCGUAUCCGCGGAGAGCGUGCUUAAGUCUUUCCCCUUAAACCAACAACGGCUCUUUUAAGAGCCACCCACACCUUCCUAUGAAAGCAUUGUUUCUACCUAGCCAGUGG